This is a messenger RNA of Moneuplotes crassus, 1994 nucleotides long. The record is from the annotation of a GenBank genome assembly. NCBI's taxonomy places the organism in Eukaryota, Ciliophora, Spirotrichea, Euplotida, Euplotidae.
UAGCCAAAAGAGCUAAGGGGGCCAAUAGAAAGAAAAGUUGUAAAGAUCUAAAAACCCUAAACAAGAAAUUUAAAGAAAAGCUUAUGAAUAGUGAGUAUGGGUCCCUUGUUUCUGAGAAGAGGAAUAGCUCUAACUCUUCUAAGUGAUACGGAAUCUCACCUGCCUCAAGGAUCGCCAGAAAUUUCAAAAUUAGGUAUAAACCAAAGAAGAAAACGAAGCUAGUUUUUAUGAAUAAAUCAGAAGCAAAUUUAUUUAGCCCUAUGAAAAGUACGAGGAAUAAUAAAAUAUGUGAAAACUAUUUUAAGUCACGGUCUUCUUCCCAGUCUGGGGAAAUCAAGAGUAUGAAGAGGAAUAGUGAAUCAAGUAUAUCCUCAAACAACUCUGUAUUGCAUAUGAAGAAGAAUAGUUCGAUUGAUGGACUCCACAACUUUAAUAUGAAAACUCUGAAUUAUAUGAACCGUGAUAUUUCAGAUUGUUCUUUUGAGACAUAUAGCAAUGGAUCUGUCCAGAGCCGUAGAAGCAACUCUUCAACUGCGAUGUACGUUGAAGAGAAAGUCAAACUUGAUGAUACCAAAAAUUACAACCUUCCUAUGCUCCAAGAAGUUAACAAGAUAAUUUGAGAUUUUUCAACAAUUAUUGAAAUGAGUAAAGCAAAGCGUCAGGAGUACUUCUCAGAUAGAAUUGGUGCAAAACGGAAGGCUAAAAUAUCUUUCAGCAACGAAGAGGAGAUAAAUAAAAUGAAGGCAGACAAGACGUUCAAGUCCAAUGAAAGAAACUUGCUAGGCGUUAAAAAUUCUCAUUCCUGGAUUUACAACCUUAAUAUAGGUAAUAUUAUGCACCUCCAGCAGAUGGACUUUGACACUAUGCAUCUUAGCUUCAAGCUUGAGAAUAUACUCAAGAAAACUAGUCAAGAGCUAAACAAGGAUAUUAUCUUAGAGAAAAUUGUCUAUAUUACAGUGGCUUAUUUCUGAGUUGGCACAGAAUAUCGAUUUUUAAAUAGCAAAGUUGAUUCGAAGAAGUAUGACAAAAAGGAUUCUGAGAUCUGGCAUGCAAAGGCCUUGCACAUCUGAUCAACUUUUAUGCCUCCAAAUUCACCUUUAGUCAAACAUAUCACUAAGAGCUAUGUCAAACAUCACUUGAAAGGCAAGUUAGAGGCUAGGAUGGAGGAAGAAAAAGUACCGUUACUUAAAAGACAGAAUGAAGAAAAGUCACCAGAAAGAAUAAGUGAAAAUAAAAGAAAUUUGAAUACUCCUGAACCAGAAAUACAAAAGGAAGAUUUGACGAGAUGUAACCAGAAAGUCAAGGAACUGAUCAUUCAAGAACUUCCUCUAUCUUCUAAGGAGAUCUUAAAAGACGAUUUAGAUCAUGAGAAGCCUUGAAUUGAGGAAGAAGAAGUUAAACUUGACCCUCUACCUCAGGAUAAGACAAGAAAUAAUGAACACCCAAUAAUUAAGCCUGUGACUCUGACCAAAGCUAUCAAGAUAAGCAAGAAAGUUCUGGCCAAGAAAGAACUUAGCAGUAGGAAGAUUUCGCUGAAGGGGGUCAAGAAGAGAAAGAAAAGUGUAGGGGUUAGAAGUAGGAAGGGUUCUAAUGAGAGGAAUGUUCAGAUAAGCAGGCAUAAGAAUGUUAGGACUGAGGUUUGAUCACCGAAUUCUUUAUCAGGAAAUGUCAUAUUUCUGAAAUCAAAGAAAAAGUCAAGGAAUGAGAAUGUGCAGAAGAAAGGAUCUCAGAUAAACUUCUUUAAGACAACUACUCUUAGAAUGAAUGACGGUUACAAGAAGAUUUCGAAGAAAUCAAUCAUCCAAAUUAAACCUAAAGCUAAGCACAAAAUGAAACUGAACGAAAGAAUUCAGAAGAUAGAAGAAGCUCUCCGAUGACAUAGUGCACGGAGGUCUAAACGAAUAGAAGCAGAUACAGGCGGAAGCGUUCUAAGACACUCUAAAAGAAGCAGUGAGGAAAUAAAAAAAGAAGACUUGUAACGAAAUUUACUAAUU